UGAUAUUACUUUUAUGCGUUUUAUUUACGGAUCUGUUUGAUGUUCGUACCAUUUUAAGUGUAUGGGAAACUUGUAUUUGGAGCGAUAUCUACCUGAUAAUAUUUCGGAACAAGAGGCAGCAGCGAACACAUGUAACAUUACACGUGCACGCCAAUAUGCACACAGGGACUGACACAUGUCUUGACCUUUCGAUGCAUCCACCACGUGAGCACGUGCGCAACGUACAUUCCUCACGAGAAAACUGUACCGGAGAAGCUGAAAGAAGUUUGGAUGCGAUGUUACCAAACAGCGGAUUUGGUGGAGAUAUCGACAGAUUAAGGCCAAGUUUCGGCUACAACAUGGAGAGUUUUCAUAUCCCGAUUCCUACCAUGUUUAGCUCGGGGGCCGGCGCGCUGUCGCCCCUGCACGCCCGGGACUGCUACCUUUGCUGGAUGUACGGAAGGGGCUGUCACGAGCUAAGCGGGUUAGAAACCACGUGGAUGAGAAACAGUGUUCCCUAUCUGAAUAUAUUUCCAUCAAGACAUCACUUGAAUAUUAUUCCGGAUCCAUGUUUAUUUCAACAUGCUUGGCCAUAUGAAAUGUUUCCUAAAGCAGUCGAUUUCAGUUUCGCAUUCAGACAGAGGCAAGCCGGUGAAUGUCCGUCAAUGCGAGAAAAUAAUGCAUUUAAAACCGAAUUUUCAAAAGGAAACAAAUGUGAAGGAAUUUCAAAGCCGCCAGCGGCUACCAUUUCACCUAACAAGGAAGCCCAAACAUACGGGGAUAUACAUUGCAACCCGAGCCCGGCAGAUACAAAAGAGAAAGCUUUGAACUUGACAAAGAAGAAAACCGCGACCACAAAGAAUGGUCAGAGUUCCCUGCCAUAUCCUUUGACCAAAGUGGACGGGAAAAUGCAUUAUGAGUGUAAGUUUUUGAAGACGUUCGGUCAGCUUUCCAACCUAAAAGUACAUCUGCGCACGCAUACAGGCGAGAAACCGCACGUGUGCGUCACGUGCUCGAAAGCCUUCACGCAGCUUGCACACCUACAGAAACACCAUCUCGUGCACACAGGGGAGCGGCCGCAUGAGUGUGGCGUGUGCCGGAAGCGGUUCAGCUCCACCUCUAACCUGAAGACGCAUAUGCGGCUGCACAGCGGGGACCGGCCAUUUCACUGCCGCCAAUGCCCCGCUAAGUUCACACAACUCGUGCACUUGAAGCUCCACCGCCGCCUCCACACCAACGAGCGGCCCUUCCAGUGUCCUCAGUGUCACCGGAAGUACAUCAGCGGAAGUGGUCUAAAGACGCACUGGAAGACGGGAACUUGCUUGCCAUGCUCUGGCAUUUAGUGUGACCACAGCGUGAGUCAAACUGGCAAUCACCGGAAGUACAUCAGCGGAAGUGGUCUAAAAACGCACUGGAAGGCGGGUACUUGCUUGCCAUGCUCUGGUAUUUAGUGUAACCACAGCGUGGGUCAAACUGGCUAAUAAUUUCCGUGUUUCAGUUUGCAAAAGAGUGUCAUUAUGUUGGCCUAAAUAUAUUUGAGUUGGUUCUCUGUGCAUACAAAUUUCAUAAGGUACAUGCACUCAUAUGCACUUGGCGUAAUACUAAUAUCCUGAAAGAUGCUGUUGUUGUUAUUGUUGUUGUUGUUGCGUUUUUCUGCUGAUGUUUUUUACUUCAAAUUUUAUUGAAAUGAACGCGUUCUGCUAGCGUUGUAUCAGUGGUAGUUUUUAUGUUGAGUCCCGAUCGAUAAUGGAUUUGUGCAUAAUUCUACCUUAUAAUAAUAUUUCAUUUCUUCUCGGCGGUUAAUUGAAACAUACAAAUGAAUAUAUAUGAUUAUAUAUGAUAUUUGAUAACUCAAUGUUUCAAACAUUAUUUAACUGUUUCUCUUAUUUAAACCCGUUUCUUUGCGAAGAAUAUUUUUACGCACAUUACAAUUUUGUUCAAU
Mya arenaria is the source of this 1921-nucleotide messenger RNA. Its product is annotated as PR domain zinc finger protein 1-like. Lineage: Eukaryota; Metazoa; Mollusca; Bivalvia; Myida; Myidae. The record is from RefSeq and is a predicted model, not a curated record. Gene Ontology annotation, molecular function: histone deacetylase binding; RNA polymerase II cis-regulatory region sequence-specific DNA binding; DNA-binding transcription factor activity. Gene Ontology annotation, biological process: cell fate commitment; regulation of transcription by RNA polymerase II. Gene Ontology annotation, cellular component: cytoplasm; nucleus.